AUGAGGUCAGCAUCCACUUCACUGCCUGAGGGCCAUGCUGCCAUCGAGGCCAUACAAUUCUUAGUGACCCGCACUGCCACCUCAGGCCAUGCUAACAUCAAGACCCGAGUUGCAGCUGAGGGCCAUGUAGUUUCCCAUGUUGCUUUGUCUUCGCCUUGUUGUAUAGUAGGUACGGUAGAUCAGAAGUAUGUGUCAAUCUUUUUCCAGUCCAUUGGAAAUCCAUUUGUUUUUAGGUGCUUGUAUGGCAUAUUCAUUGAUGGAAAUGACAAAGUAGUAUCAAAAAUUGUAUUCAGAGCCACUAAUGUCUUUUAUUAGGAAUUUGAUGUGCCUGCAGUUUUCCCUGUAGACCUGAAGCAUCUCCCAAACACUGCCUACAGCUCUCACAAAGGUCUCCCACUCGACUGUGUUGUUCUUGUUUCACUCAGGGACAUCAAGCAAGGACAGGAGCUUUUUUCAAACUACGACAUGGUUAUCAGCUAAUUUGGUGAAUUAAAAAUUAGGCUUUUAAAAGUAGCUAUUGUGUUCAUUCUAAACGCUUGGUUGUUGAUUUGUUUGCUAAUCACAUCUGUGCGGACCACCUUGCAGAACAAAAUAUUUUAGACUUAACUGGACUUUUUGUGUUUGUUAAUGUUAAUAUCUAUGCCUCAAUUCCAAGGUAAAAGCUACUUCCUUCAUAAUUUCAAAUUUAUAAUGCAAUUUCAUUUUUAAUUGGUUUUUAUAAUAGUUUAUUAAAACGACUUAUCAUUUCAGGUUUUUAUUUUGCAUACCUCUAUAGUGGGGGAUGUUUAGCCAAACAUUAGCAGUUCUUUAAGGUUUUACUCUGUGUGUGUGUAUGCGCACAUGCGUGUUUGUGUGUGUGUGUGUACACAUUUAAGCAAAUUCCUGGAGGUCAGAGGAGGGUGUCAGAUGUUUUGGAGCUGGGCUGAUUGGCAGUUGGGUGUUACCCAGUGCGCCUGACAUGGGUGCUAGGAACCAAACUAGUCCCCAGAAGAGCAGCCAUUGCUCUUAACUGCUGAGCUGUUUCCCCAGCCCCAGGGGUUCUUACAGUACCGCUGAUGUGUACAAGCGCCUAUAAAAACUUUUUUACAGAAUGAAGAAAAACGAAACUAUUGUGCUGCUAUGAGUAAAUCGAAGUAUGUGUAAUUUCUCAACUGUUCUUGGCUCAUCCUCCCCCUCCCUCCACCUACAAAGGGAGUGAUUAAAGGGAGUGGAAGAUUCUCUAGUGUGGGAAUACUGGUAAGGGACAAGGUUGCCUGGUAGCAGGGACACCUGUUCCUGUCUCAUGUUUCUGUGGAGAGGGCUUCCUAUGGCAAAGUUCCUAACCCUUCUCCGCCCACCAGAGAAGAGUAACUCCCAGAGUUCCUUUGGAGAGCAAGGCACCCAUGGCUCACCCCCUCCAGUUCUCUGUGGACGCUGUACAGAACCACCAGCCCAGGUGUUGAUCAAAUGACUGUACUCUGAGGUGAAGUACUACCGCAUCAGCCCAGGCGCACUCAGUCCUGAAGCUCUCUACCCCAGAGUUCUCCUUGCAAUGGUUUCUUUGCUCUAUCCACCUGACUCGAGCUUCAACUCUCACUUCCCAGUUUGGACAGGAUAUCAUUUACUAAGCCCCUCCCUCCACCCUUAGGAAAACUGUAGGGUCGGAUUUUGACCACUGUGACAUCUCUGUUACUGGCUUCAUUUGCCUCGUUUAUUGAAAUUUUAGUAGCUUUCUAAUUGGCUUCUCUCUUUCCACUCUUGCCCCUUACAGAAUGUAUCACCAAGGCAUGGUGUUUCGAGAUCAUUUCUUCAUGCGUGUGAUUUACAGAUUGUUCCAACUGGAUAUAGGUCACCAUCCUCUGUCCUCUAGUCACCGGACAUUUCUAAGCGGGGACCGGGGUGAUAAAAAGGAGAGCUAGAGCCUGUUUUAGUGUGGGAAUACUAUUAAAGACCAGGCUGGUGCAAGGACGCCUGUUCCUGUUUCAUACUUCUGUGGAGAGGGAUUCCUGGGUGUCUUGGAACUGUUAGGUCUGUAGUAGGCUGACUUUGAAACUUAGAGGUAGGUCUCUCUGCCUCUGCCUCCCAAGUGCUGGGAUUAAAGGUGUGCACCACUACACCCAGCUGAGGGUAUUUUAACUUCUUGACAUAUCUUUACCUAAACCCUAGAGAAGAUGAGGAUUCCUUCACAUGGGGGAUGUGGCUGGAACUUCCCAUCUCAUGCUGUUUCCCAGUGCUCACUCAUGCAGCACCCCACUCCACCUCUUGACUGUGCCUCAGGAUGUCUACCUGCAGAGACCUUUCCCCAGAUCACCUAAGAGCCUGACUCCUCUCUGAUACUUGACUAGUGAAACUUUACCCCUCCCCCACUGACAGUCCUAGCUCGUGUCCCCAUUUUCUCCACAGCACUUCAGACUUGAAGGCACAUGUUUAUGUUGCAGUCCAACUAGACCAGACACAAGGAAGUCGGGAAGUCAUUUGAGCCACAGAAUCCCUAGAAGUCAUUAGAGAUUUUUCUGCUUCCACAAGCUUCUCCUUCCCCCAAGGCCUGAAGCACCCACGGUGCAGCUUACAUGGUACUUAGCAGUAGUUAGAGUACUCAUGGGCCUUCUGUGCCUAUAGUCCACACAGGUGUCACAGGAAGGCACUGUGGUGUUUGGGGGUGGAGGGAUGUGGCUCUUUGGAGGCAAGGAACGAAAGCAAAAGGGUUAAUUAAGGUUUUUACUUUUUCUUGCUUUGUGUAAACUCUGAAUAUCAUUCAGUUUGGAUAGUAAAACGGGAAAUGGGAAUGCCAGGAUUUAAGCUAAGAUCUUUAGCUUGAAAGGAUGAAGACUUGAGAAAGGUAUGACCAGAGGCAAUGGGAUUAUGAAAGUUAUAAAUAAGAGUAAUAUCAUAAAUACCAGCCUGUUAAGUCUCGAUGGCUCAUAUUUCAGUUCUGUUUCCCCACAAUACAGUUUCCUAGGACUGUUUGGAACAGAUAUUCCGUUAACUGCUUCCUGAACUAAGUGAGAAUUCUCACUUUAGGAAUUUUUAGAAUUAUUAUAGAUCAAAAACUAGUAGAGAUGAUUUAGGAAAAUGACUUUUUUCUCUUAAGCUGAGUGUUUACCUAUCUGGUAUGGCUUAAGAGUGGCUUGAAUUUCUUGGUAAAUAGUCACACACACCAGGAAAAACAGAUUUCCAGAUUUUUAUUUCUGGAACUGUACACCAGGUAUUAAAGUACAACAAAUACAAAAUAAUGCUCAAAAAAUCAGUGUUUAUGUACAAAUAUUAAAAUCAAUGCAACAAUAGCAACUUCCUCUUGAACAUUGGAUACUAAAACUUGUUCUGAUUGUCACUAAUUUAUCUCAUACUCACAGGGUACUUAUUUCAAACUGGGACAAUUGGAAUCACUGGUCAUCUAAGAGGAAUAUUAAUAUCUACCAUAUUUAACAAUAAAACUAAUAGUUUCCCU
Myodes glareolus (Bank vole) is the source of this 3427-nucleotide messenger RNA. Lineage: Eukaryota; Metazoa; Chordata; Mammalia; Rodentia; Cricetidae. The record is from RefSeq and is a predicted model, not a curated record.